GCGUCGCAGUAAAGUGACGCAGCUGUGAACCUCCCAGUUGUGCAGCUUGUUAUGGCGGCGCUCCUGAGAGGACUGCGAGCUGGAAGGCUCCUCCGAGGGCUGUCUAGCGUGGUCGCUGCACCGACAUCAACAACCCCUCAGUGCAGCAGCCGAGGCUUCCACUGUGCAUCACUGAGACUGAAGGACGAGUCCAAAUCUGACAAACACUCUGCAUCUUCAUCCUACUCCUCCUCAUCAUCCACAACCCACAAUGAGUACACCUCCCAGCAGGAUUCAGAUCCAAGCAGUGGUGAUCAGGAGCAGGACGAGGAGUAUGAAACAGAGGAGCAGCUGCAGGCUCGAAUUCUGACGGCGGCUCUGGAGUUUGUCCCGCUGCACGGCUGGUCCAUGGAAGCCAUCUCCGCUGGGGCUGAAGCUGUGGGUUUGUCCUCUGCAUCCACUGGGAUGUUCAUCAAUGGAGCGGGAGACUUGGUCCUACAUUUCAUCUCCCAGUGCAACUCCAAGCUGACAGAGAUCCUGGCUGAACAACACAAUCAAGUCCAGCUGGGUCAGGCAGAACCAAAGAAGACGGCUGACUUCCUAAGAGAUGCAGUAGAGACCAGGCUGCGGAUGUACAUCCCCUACAUGGAAUCCUGGCCACAGGCGAUGAGCAUCUUGCUCCUUCCUCACAACAUCCCCGAAAGCUUGAAGCAUCUCUCCACCAUGGUGGACGACAUCUGGUACUACGCCGGGGACCGCUCCACAGACAUGAACUGGUACACAAAGCGGGCAGUGCUGACCGGUCUGUAUAACGCAACAGAGCUGGUGAUGCUGCAAGAUUCCUCUCCGGACUUCCAGGACACCUGGACCUUCCUUGAUAACCGCAUUCAGGACGUAACCAACAUGGCCGUCACGGCAAAGCAGAUGCAGUUGACUGGUGAAGCUGUAGCACAGGGUCUUAUGGGAGCUGCAGUUACGUUGAAGAACCUCACAGGACUGAACCAGAGACGAUGAUGUGAAACAUUUCUCAGGCACAGGAAGCCCAACCAUAAUGUCAUGAGCUGAGGAUGGUGUGUUUUCUGAGACGGGGGGGAUUGCUCUUAUCUUUUCAGUUGUAUGGUGUGGCUGAAGGGAUUUCACUAUUGAUUUUAAGAACACAGAAACACCUGAUUUGUUGAAAGUCCUCUGUAUAUUUCAGUUCACCUUCAGUACGAGUGGCUUUCUUUUGUUUUAGUCAAAUAAUUAUUUUUGUCUGUUGUAUAGCAGUACAAGAACAGAUUCAAUUUGGUUGUGGAGUCGUAAGCCAAAUAAAGUAGUGUAUAUUCAA
Molecule: messenger RNA, 1306 nt
Organism: Gambusia affinis (western mosquitofish)
Lineage: Eukaryota; Metazoa; Chordata; Actinopteri; Cyprinodontiformes; Poeciliidae
Gene: coq9
Product: coenzyme Q9 homolog (S. cerevisiae)
Exons: 9
Coding region: 52-993 (313 amino acids)
Biological process (GO): ubiquinone biosynthetic process
Cellular component (GO): mitochondrial inner membrane
Molecular function (GO): lipid binding
Source: RefSeq, a predicted model, not a curated record